UCCUGCUCUCCAUUUCCAUCCUCUCUUUAGCCGACUGGAGACAGCUAUAACUUCGCCUUCAUCUCUCUCUCAAAUUCUCUUUCUCGAAGUAGCAGAGAAUGAACGAAUAGCGUUCUUUGAUCUGCUGGACUUGCUUUCGACAUUGAGGCAGUGUUUAGUCACUCCUUUGAAACCGAAGCUAUAACGGCACUUCUGUGGUGUUUCUGCGACAAUAAUUAUUUUGAAUGGUUUGUGUGUAGAUCUGAAUGAUAUGGAGCACUCGAGUUGAUGUCUGAUUCCAUUCCGUGUACCGUGGUGUGAUAGAUUUUUUUUGGGAUCCACAGAGAAAAUAGAACAUGGCGUUAGGCAAAUACUCUAGAAUAGACAACAAUAGAAGAUCGUCCUCGAGCUAUUGUUCGACAGUGACGAUAGUGGUAUUUGUGGCUCUCUGCUUGGUUGGGGUAUGGAUGAUGACAUCGUCCUCGGUGGUUCCUGGUCAAAAUGAUGUGCCUGCUCAGGAAAACAAAAAUGAGGUGAAGGAGAAAGUGAUUGAUAGCACGCCUAGCAAUACUGGGCAGACUGAUAGCACAGAGAGCAACGCUAGGCAGUUUGAAGAUAGUCCUGGUGACUUGCCUGAGGAUGCAACAAAAGGAGAUAGUGAGAAAGAGGGUGGGGAUUCCAAGACACAAAAUGCAGAAUCAGAAGCUGGUGGAACAAAAUCAGGUGACAGUCAGACUGAUUCAGGUGGACAAGGAGAUUCUGAAGAUAAUUCAACUGAGAAAAAAACUGAUUCAGAUGACACUGAGAAGAAGUCUGGUUCGGAUGAGAGCAAUCAGAAGUCUGAUGAUGACGGUGACAAAAAAUCUGAUUCGGAUGACUUGAAAGAGAAUGAGAAAAAAUCUGAUGCAGACAGCAAUGAGACUAAAUCGGGGGAGAACUCAGGCGAAACAACAGAUGAAGAGAAAGUGGGUGAUCAAAUUGAGGAGAAGGUGGAUGACGCUAAUAAAAAAGAGUCAGAUAAUAGUUCAGAUGAGCAGAAGGAUGGUGGAAAGGCCAGUAACCUGAGUUCAAAUGAGGUAUUUCCUUCAGGGGCUCAAUCGGACCUUUUGAAUGAAACCACUACUCAGAAUGGCUCAUGGUUAACUCAGGCGGCAGAAUCGAAGAAUGAAAAGGAAGCUCAACAGUCUUCGAAGCAACAAUCUGAGUACACUUGGAAACUCUGCGAUGCCACUGCUGGGCCUGAUUUCAUCCCAUGCCUAGACAAUUGGCAAGCAAUUAAGAAUCUUCCAAGUACCAAGCACUAUGAACAUCGAGAGAGGCACUGCCCUGAAGAACCCCCCACCUGCCUUGUCCCGCUUCCUCAAGGAUACAAACGCUCGAUUGAGUGGCCUAAAAGCAGAGAAAAGAUCUGGUAUUACAAUGUUCCUCACACAAAGCUUGCGCAAGUCAAAGGACAUCAAAAUUGGGUCAAAGUCACUGGUGAAUAUCUUACUUUCCCUGGUGGUGGAACACAAUUUAAGCAUGGUGCUCUUCAUUACAUUGAUUUCAUAAAUGAGUCUGUGCCAGCUAUUGCAUGGGGUAAACGUACUCGUGUGAUUUUGGAUGUUGGAUGUGGGGUUGCUAGCUUUGGAGGCUAUCUCUUUGACCGAGAUGUUCUUGCUAUGUCAUUUGCCCCUAAAGAUGAACACGAAGCCCAAGUGCAAUUUGCUCUGGAAAGGGGAAUCCCUGCAAUAUCUGCUGUUAUGGGCACAACAAGACUUCCAUUCCCAGGCAGAGUCUUUGAUAUUGUCCAUUGUGCACGCUGUAGAGUCCCAUGGCACAUUGAAGGUGGUAAACUUCUUCUGGAACUGAAUCGUGUGCUGAGACCUGGUGGUUUCUUUGUGUGGUCUGCUACUCCUGUUUAUCAGAAACUUACUGAAGAUGUUGAAAUUUGGAAAGCCAUGAGUAAGCUAACCAAAGCCAUAUGCUGGGAACUUAUAUCCAUUAGUAAGGAUACAGUGAAUGGGGUGGGUGUAGCGAUAUUUAGAAAACCUACUUCAAAUGAUUGCUAUGAGAAAAGACCACAACAAGAUCCUCCAAUCUGCUCACAGUCGGAUGAUCCAAAUGCAGCCUGGAAUGUGCCACUACAAGCAUGCAUGCAUAAGGUGCCUACAGAUUUGUUAGAACGCGGCUCUCAGUGGCCAGAGCAAUGGCCCGCAAGGUUGGAUAAGACUCCUUACUGGUUAUUGGAUACGCAGACUGGAGUUUAUGGUAAACCAGCUCCAGAAGAUUUCACUGCGGACUAUGGGCACUGGAAACAAGUGGUGUCAAAGUCAUAUCUGAAAGGAAUGGGAAUAAACUGGUCUUUGGUGAGAAAUGUCAUGGACAUGAGAGCUGUCUAUGGAGGAUUUGCUGCUGCCUUGAAAGAUUUGAAUGUGUGGGUCAUGAAUGUGAUCUCAGUAGACUCUCCGGAUACGCUACCUAUAAUUUAUGAACGAGGCCUAUUUGGUAUUUAUCAUGACUGGUGUGAAUCAUUUAGUACCUAUCCUCGAUCCUAUGAUCUUCUCCACGCAGACCAUCUCUUUUCCAAGAUUAAAAAGAGAUGCAGUAUGGCGGCUGUGAUGGUAGAGGCCGACCGGAUCCUUCGGCCAGAAGGAAAACUUAUUGUAAGGGAUAAUGUUGAGAUCAUUACCGAACUGGAGAAAAUGGCAAGGUCGAUGCAGUGGGAGGUUCGAAUGACUUAUUCCAAGGACAAGGAGGGCUUGAUGUGUGUCCAGAAGUCCAUUUGGCGGCCCAAAGAGGUCGAGAAACUCACAUAUGCUAGUGUUUAGUCACUUGCCCGUAAUCUCUAUCCAUUCUCGAGAUAGUAUUGCCAACGCGAUGCAUGGUUUCUGAACCUCCAUGUUUGCUGAUGUAUCAUGUUUGUUAGUCCUUCAGGUACAACGUUUUACAAUUUUUCAUAGAGUUAAAUAUAUUCUAAUCCAUGGUUGGUAUCCAAGUUUUCACUGUAAUAUUAUACGCGCUACCGCUGCAAAAUUGCAUUAUUGGAAGUGUAAAUUUCAUUUAUUAGCAAUUUGGGCUGAAAUCAGUUUCUUUUGGGUGUUUUGUGGGUGACAUUUUUAGUGGGGAUUGUGCGGUAUUCGAUACUCGAUAGCGCUCAUUCACUGAA
Tripterygium wilfordii is the source of this 3127-nucleotide messenger RNA. RefSeq names its product probable methyltransferase PMT26. Gene Ontology annotation, molecular function: methyltransferase activity. Gene Ontology annotation, cellular component: trans-Golgi network; cytoplasm; endosome. Bases 336 to 2789 code for a protein of 817 amino acids. NCBI's taxonomy places the organism in Eukaryota, Viridiplantae, Streptophyta, Magnoliopsida, Celastrales, Celastraceae. The record is from RefSeq and is a predicted model, not a curated record. The transcript is spliced from 10 exons.